This is a messenger RNA of Vicia villosa (hairy vetch), 324 nucleotides long. RefSeq lists its product as uncharacterized. The transcript has a single exon. The coding region runs from base 1 to 324 and encodes 107 amino acids. The record is from RefSeq and is a predicted model, not a curated record. Lineage: Eukaryota; Viridiplantae; Streptophyta; Magnoliopsida; Fabales; Fabaceae.
AUGGCUCAUGUCCGUUUGAUUGGAAACAAUACUUCUUUGCAUGCUUCUUCCUCCAUGGUUGAUUUAUGUCUUCUAAAAUCUUUGCGGAUUUUGUUGAAUUACUUUUGCGCUCCCAAAAUUAUUGAAGUCCUUUGGCAACCCCCUGUUCUAGACUGGGUUAAGUGUAAUUGCGACGGUUCGUUUGAUAACAAUUCUAUUGGUUGUGGCGGCAUCUUCGCCGAGCCUACUUCGGAUCCUAAUUCCUUACAUGCAGAAUUCUCUGCGGUUUUUAGAGCCAUUGAGUUAGCUAGAGAUAGAGCAUGGUUGAAACUUUGUAUUGAGUGA